Molecule: messenger RNA, 1753 nt
Organism: Nematolebias whitei (Rio pearlfish)
Lineage: Eukaryota; Metazoa; Chordata; Actinopteri; Cyprinodontiformes; Rivulidae
Product: cdc42 effector protein 2
Exons: 2
Coding region: 297-890 (197 amino acids)
Source: RefSeq, a predicted model, not a curated record
CUUCAAUUAUACAAAGAGAUGAGAUCAAACCUGAGCUAAAGCUUCCACCUGGAUGACUUUUGUACUCCGACCUCCCCCUGGUGUAUCAUUUACGUAAGGCGCGAUUUCACCACCAGCACACCUGAAGAGCUUUCCGCAGUGCACGGAGUUUACAGAGUAGAUUAUCAAUAAAAGGAUUCAUUGUUCAAAUGCACUAAAGCAGAUGGAAUUAUGCCUUUGAGGUGCACCGUUCCCUAGGAAUCCAUUGAGGGAACAAGAAGAACGCAGGAGAGUGAAACUCAACCACGUCUACCGAGAUGCCACUAAGAACAGCACUGCACAGAAAACCAAGUCGUUGGUCCAGCAGGAACUCUAAGCGGAGAGAGGUGCUUUCCGUCAACAUGAUCAGUUUACCGCUUGAAGAUUUCCGCCACAUCACUCAUAUCGGAAGUGCUGGUCAUAAAGACAGCUUUGGAGAUUUAUCCUUUCUAAAGCUGGGCCACGGCCUGCUCCAAAAGAGCUCCCAAAGUGAACAGAACCUCAUCCUGGCCUGCUCACCGCCUCCGAAGCCCCCUCGUCUGAACCUGAAUGAAAAAGAGGAUUCGCAGAGCCCUGAAUGGUCUGUCGACCAGAAGAGGAAGAAGUGUGUCUCUUUGCCCCUGCUGGACAGUGAUGAGGAACACGAGCUGGAUAAGAAGGAAGGGUACCCAACAGGGAAUAGCAUUGCAUCCAGUCAGACUGAUAGGUUUGGACGAGGCAGCGUGAGUUCAGACAUAUGUGAUGAAUCUACGGAGAACUGUCCGAAAACUUCUGAACAGAAAGACGAGGACAGCGGUUUCUCAUUCAGCCUCGACCUGGGCCCGUCGAUCCUGGACGAUGUUCUCAAGGUGAUGGACAAUCAGAACAGUUGAACAAGUCGCUCUUUCUUGACGUUUGGAAUAUCGAGAUCAAAUACAACUCAAGCCCAUGUGAGGACGCACCCCUGAUCGUUUAAACAAUCCAGUAUCAUGAAACAAAGAUGAUAUUUUGUGAUCCCUUCACAAAUCAACACUUAGCUCUUUUAAAAACACGUAAAAAUGAGUUUCUGGAACGCCGUUUACAGACUCAUACUGUUUUUCUUUUACACUUCUCCUUCACUUUUGUAGUACCACAAAUCACACACUGAAUAGAGCUGUUAAGACUUAAGAGUACGGUGUUUAGAAAAGCCAAGGCUGGAAUCCAAGGUUUCUGAACCGUGAUGUCUUGACUCUUUGCGUGCUUGCCAAUCUAUUCUGUGUAGAAAGCAAUUUUAACUUUGCACGCAUCUCAGGGGCCCCACUGCAAGGUAAACCAAGGUACCCCCCGUCUCCUAUUCCCAACUGUACAAUGAAAAUAAACACUUAGCUCUGCUUUCAAUAAAAAGCCAGCCAGUGGUAGCAGGUUGGGCAGCACACCAAGCCAUGCCACAGAUCCAAGACCUUAGAAGACGCAGCAAAAAAAGUGGAUCAAGCUGUUUUCUUAGCUGCGAAUCAGCGUCCGACGCUCUGGUUAGUGGUGCAUAAGAAAGUGGGAACGGGGAACGUAAUACACAUGCAGGGGGUGUUAAUUACUGCCGCAGAGGUCCUGAUGAGGGUUUAAACACUACCUUCUGAACAAACACACGCCUGUCGUGAAAGACAUGCAUGCUGAAUCUCACAUACAGAACGCAAAGAGAAAGAAACACACAUGAGCAUUUCUGCUCGCAUCAUUAAACUGCUGAUAAUCCAAGUCUAUUUUUGAUGACAAGAUGUUCUUU